UGCUCCACCUGUACCACCUUCAGCAGCAGCAAUGAGGAUCCUGGUGUGCGUGUUCCUGUUUGGGCUGGCUCUGGCCGAGGAGAAGCAGGUGGAAAAAAGGGGAGUGAUUGGUUCCCUAGGUGGCUAUGGAGGUGCGUCUAUUAGCGGAGGUUAUGGAGGCGGCUAUGGCGGCGGCUUUGGUGGUGGUUAUGGAGGUGGCUACGGAGGCAGCUAUGGAGGUGGCGUCAGCUCUGCAGUUGGAGGAGGUCAAGUAACCAACAUUGCCAUAACCAAGCAGGUGCCCAUCCCAUACCCAGUACCAGUGCAGCGUACUGUCCCAGUACCAGUCAGGGUUCCUGUCACGGUGCCAGUCAACAGGCCGGUACCAGUGCCCGUCCCACAGCCGUAUCCCGUCCCCGUGCAGAGGCCAGUCCCAGUACCCGUGAGUGUCCCUAGCCCAGUCCCCGUACCAGUACCACAGCCCGUCGUCGUCAACCAGCCGGUACCUGUCGUCGUGGGAGGCGGAGCUGGUGUUGGAGGAGGUCUCGGAGGCGGCUACGGCGGCGGCAUUGGUGGAGGCUACGGUGGAGGCUACGGAGGAGCCAUCGGCGGUGGCUACAGCGGUGGCUACAGCGGCGGCUACAGUGGUGGCUACUCUGGGGACACUGCUGGAAGCUAUGGAGGCUACGGGAAAUACAAAACCUCACAGUGGCAUCAGUCAUUGCCUGCUCCACACGUAACACCUUCAGCAGCAGCAAUGAGGAUCCUGGUGUGCGUGUUCCUGUUCGGACUGGCUCUGGCCGAGGAGAAGCAGGUAGAGAAACGGGGAGUGCUUGGCUCCCUGGGUAGCUAUGGUGGAGGCGCUUCUAUCGGCGGGGGAUACGGGGGCGGCUUUGGUGGCGGUUACGGAGGCGGAUAUGGAGGCGGCUAUGGAGGUGGCAUCAGCUCUGCGGUUGGUGGAGCUCAAGUGACCAACAUUGCCAUCACCAAGCAGGUGCCCAUCCCGUACCCAGUACCAGUGCAGCGUACUGUCCCAGUACCAGUCAGGGUUCCUGUCACAGUGCCAGUCAACAGGCCGGUACCAGUGCCCGUCCCACAGCCGUACCCCGUCCCCGUGCAGAGGCCAGUCCCAGUACCCGUGAGUGUCCCUAGCCCAGUCCCUGUACCAGUACCACAGCCCGUCGUCGUCAACCAGCCAGUACCUGUAGUCGUGGGAGGUGGAGCUGGUGUUGGCGGCGGUUUCGCUGGCGGCUACGGUGGAGCCAUUGGUGGAGGCUACGGUGGAGGCUACGGAGGAGCCAUCGGUGGUGGCUACAGUGGUGGUUACAGUGGUGGCUACGGCGGUGGCUAUGGAGGUGGCUACUCUGGAGGCAUCGCUGGAGGCUAUGGAGGCUACGGGAAAUACAGCCACUAACAUCAGUAGCUGAACCCAACAUCUCAGACAAAACAUGCCACCAGAGAUUCAUUGUGUAGUUUUUACAGCCAUAUGUAACUGUAGCAUGAAAUAAAAAGAAUGUAUGAGAUACGCA
Molecule: messenger RNA, 1508 nt
Organism: Schistocerca piceifrons (Central American locust)
Lineage: Eukaryota; Metazoa; Arthropoda; Insecta; Orthoptera; Acrididae
Product: pupal cuticle protein 36-like
Exons: 4
Coding region: 32-1393 (453 amino acids)
Source: RefSeq, a predicted model, not a curated record